UAUCUACCAUACUUGAUAUUCAAGUUAGUUAAAAGAGACCUGUUUACUUCAUUGGACUAAAAUCUCAGGUGACAUAAAAUAGUCUUGUGUUUGCCAAGAAGGGAUAAACUAGGACAAAAAUGAUCUCAAUUUCCAACAUAAUUGAUACUUAAAAGGACCAGCAGUACAUCAUUAAAGCGUCAGGUGCUUGGAUGUGACAUCACUUAGGGGCGGGUCAACCGUGCAGCUACAAAAAGGCCCGUUUGAACCUAAUUAGUCAAGAGGCACUGGUGUCACAACACGGAGAUUGGCUGUUCUGUUUGCGCAACUUUAACAAAUUAGUGCGUCUUUAUUUGCCUGAACUAUUAAUGAUGAGCUGGACGGUGGCGAGCUCGGUUCUGGUGCUGCUGUGCUGGUGGGGGCUUCAAGAAGGCACCCAUGCCUGCACCUGCCUUCCGAGGCACCCCCAAGAGAUCUUUUGCCAAUCUGAUGUUGUCAUCACUGCCAAAGUUGGUAAAGUCAAGGAUGAUGGUGACUUUGACCAACCCAUCAAGUAUGACAUCGAACUUACCAGGACCUUUAAAGGCCCGGAAAGGCUCUUUCAUGCCAUCUACACCGCAUCUAGCUCUGCAGCAUGUGGAGUCAUUCUGUCCAAGGACACGGAGUAUCUAUUAAUGGCCAGAUUGCAUCCUGACGGCACUCUGCACAUUUCCUCGUGUGACUUCUAUCAGCCAUGGCGGGCUUUGACCUACACCCAAAAGAGCCUAUUGGAUCGUUACCAACAAGGCUGUAAUUGUAAGAUUGAGCCCUGCUAUUCCCUUCCGUGCGAUGUGAGCGGACCUAACGUGUGCCGGUGGACAGACUUUCUUCCGGGCGUGCACAGAGGCAACCAGACCCAAAACUACGCUUGCGUCAGAAGAAGAGAUGAUACUUGUGCGUGGUACAAAGGGCGUACCUCACCCGUCAAGGGAUAAAUGGAUUUCAUAAGCCAUUCUAA
This is a messenger RNA of Corythoichthys intestinalis (scribbled pipefish), 976 nucleotides long. RefSeq names its product metalloproteinase inhibitor 2-like. Gene Ontology annotation, cellular component: extracellular matrix. The record is from RefSeq and is a predicted model, not a curated record. The coding region runs from base 348 to 953 and encodes 201 amino acids. The transcript is spliced from 5 exons. Gene Ontology annotation, biological process: negative regulation of membrane protein ectodomain proteolysis; negative regulation of endopeptidase activity. NCBI's taxonomy places the organism in Eukaryota, Metazoa, Chordata, Actinopteri, Syngnathiformes, Syngnathidae. Gene Ontology annotation, molecular function: protease binding; metalloendopeptidase inhibitor activity.